CCCGACUUGUCUAUGUACUCACCCAGCCAGUAAUCUGAGUGUCUUGCUGUCAGCUGGUUUCACCCAUACGAGAGGGUCUUGCAGAGCGUUUUCGCGGCUAGCCUUAGUCGCACUGAUUAUCUAGCGCGAUAUCCACGCCUUCGGCUGGCAUCCACAUACCGCGCCCGGGAAUCAAGACAUCGUGUCGUGACUUACCACACGUUGCUCUAGCUACUAUGGGACCCGCUUUGUAUAUUCCCUUACAUGUCAAGUACAUUCAGUCUCUUGGCGAGAACAAGGAUGACUUGGUGUAUCACCUCACCGCGCACCUGCGGAUGAACGCUGUUUAUUGGGGGCUGACUGCCCUCUUGAUCAUGAAGCAUAAGGAUGCCCUAGACCGAGACGAGAUGAUCGAUUUUGUGAUGAGCUGUUGGGACGACGAAGCAGGCGGCUUCGGAGCGCAUCCCGACCAUGAUGCGCACAUCCAUUCCACCCUAAGCGCAAUCCAAAUUCUGGUGAUGCAGAAUGCCCUCGAUCGUGUGGAUGUUCCGCGUGUUGUGAAGUUCAUCCUCUCGCUUCAGCAGGACUCGGGCGUGUUCGCGGGCGACCAGUGGGGGGAGAUCGACACGCGUUUCCUGUACAUCGCGGUGAACGCGCUCUCGCUGCUCGGCCAUCUGCACGAGCUUGAUGUUGAGAAGACCGUGGGCUAUAUCCGAAGGUGCAGGAAUUUCGACGGCGGGUUCGGCGCCCGAGAAGGCGCGGAGAGCCAUGCUUCGCAAGUGUUCGUCUGCGUUGCCGCUCUCGCCAUUCUCGACAGGCUUGAAGAGGUGGACCAGGAUAUGCUGGGGUGGUGGCUCGCAGAACGUCAACUCCCCAACGGUGGACUGAAUGGACGGCCGGAGAAAUUGGAAGACGUCUGCUACAGUUUCUGGGUGCUAUCAGCGAUGUCUAUUCUAAACAAGGUUCCGUGGAUAAACGCCGAGAAGUUGACGGCGUUCAUAUUAUCUGCUCAGGAUCCUGAACAAGGAGGCAUUGCGGACCGGCCCGGAGAUCAGCCUGAUGUUUUCCACACAAUAUUCGGUGUAGCAGGGCUGUCUAUUCUUGGUUACCCCGGACUAGAUGACCUCGACCCGGUCUAUUGUAUGCCAGCGAGCGUGAUCGAAUCAUUGGGUCUAAGGAAAGGGUGGACUGCGCUCCCGCGAAGACAAGUGUGAUGAGGAGCACAAUGUAUACGUAUACAUCUCUGUAUCUCUAGCGAAGGCAAAGAAGCUAUC
Messenger RNA from Dichomitus squalens LYAD-421 SS1, 1253 nucleotides. Its product is annotated as rab geranylgeranyltransferase. Gene Ontology annotation, cellular component: Rab-protein geranylgeranyltransferase complex. The transcript is spliced from 8 exons. Gene Ontology annotation, molecular function: Rab geranylgeranyltransferase activity. The coding region runs from base 216 to 1193 and encodes 325 amino acids. The record is from RefSeq and is a predicted model, not a curated record. Gene Ontology annotation, biological process: protein geranylgeranylation. Lineage: Eukaryota; Fungi; Basidiomycota; Agaricomycetes; Polyporales; Polyporaceae.